Molecule: messenger RNA, 6323 nt
Organism: Cricetulus griseus (Chinese hamster)
Lineage: Eukaryota; Metazoa; Chordata; Mammalia; Rodentia; Cricetidae
Source: RefSeq, a predicted model, not a curated record
ACGCGGGGUGGAGAGGGGGCUGCGCGGGAGCCGGCGUUCUGCGGCUGUGGCCCCGGGCUGAAUCUCCUCCCCAGCGCACCGCGGACCUUGCUGCACCGGGUCCGCAGAGCCGGGGCUCGCUUGUCAGAGCCGUGUGGUCCCCAGGAACCUCUCGCAGAUGCGCAUCUUCGCGCCUCCUCUCCCUGGCUUGUAGAGUCGCUCUUCCCUCCCCUGACCGGGUGACCUUUGGGCUCCGGGAUGGAUCCCAGGAAGAAGUUGGCGUUUGUGGGGACUGUGCCUGAGCAGGAGAGGCAGGUCGCGGCUAAAGAGGCCAGUCAGAAAAUCUUACCUAAACUUGCCAUGCCUGCAUGUCCCUGGGAUCAAGCAAUGAAACAGAGCUUCGCCUUUGACAAUGUCGGCUAUGAAGGGGGUCUGGACAACACCUGCUCACCCCCAGCCACCACCAGCAUGGUUAGCAUCCUGGGCAUGACUUGUCACUCUUGUGUCAAGUCCAUUGAGGACAGGAUCUCUAGUCUGAAAGGCAUUGUGAACAUUAAGGUUUCUCUGGAACAAGGCAGUGCCACUGUCAAAUAUGUGCCAUCGGUUAUGAACCUACAGCAGAUUUGCCUUCAGAUUGAGGAUAUGGGCUUUGAGGCCAGCUCUGUGGAAGGAAAGGCGGCCUCCUGGCCAUCCAGGUCCUCCCCAGCCCAGGAUGCUGUGGUUAAGCUCCGGGUAGAGGGCAUGACCUGUCAGUCCUGCGUCAGCUCCAUUGAAGGCAAGAUCCGGAAACUACAAGGGGUUGUGAGAGUCAAAGUCUCCCUCAGCAACCAAGAGGCAGUCAUCACCUACCAGCCUUACCUCAUUCAACCUGAGGACCUCAGGGACCACAUCUGUGACAUGGGAUUUGAAGCUGCCCUCAAGAACAGAACAACCCCCUUAAGGCUGGGACCAAUUGAUAUAGACAAAUUGGAAAGCACUAACCUCAAGAGACCAGAAGUUUCUCCUAACCAGAACUCCCGUAACUCUGAGACCCUGGGGCACCAAGGGAGCCACAUGGCCACCCUCCAACUGAGAAUAGAUGGAAUGCACUGUAAAUCAUGCGUUUUGAAUAUUGAGGGAAAUAUAGGCCAACUCCCAGGGGUUCAAAAUAUUCAAGUGUCCUUGGAGAGCAAAACUGCCCAAAUACAGUAUGACCCUUCUUGUACCACCCCCUUGUCCCUACAGACGGCCAUUGAGGCACUGCCACCCGGGCGUUUUAAAGUUUCUCUUCCCGAUGGAGUAGAGGGCAAUGAGCCCCAGAGUGGGUCUUCCAGUUUUCCCUCCCCUGGCUCCUCCCGGCAGUACCAGGAGCAGGACCCGUGUAGUACUGCAGAGCUCACCAUCACUGGCAUUACUGACACAUCGUCUCUUGAGCCUAUGGAAGGCAUGCUGUCCCAGCGGAAAGGUGUGCUGCGAAUAUCCAUCUCAGUGGCCGAAGGAACUGGAACAGUUCUUUACGAUCCCUCAGUAGUUAGCUCAGAUGAGCUCCGAGUGGCUGUAGAAGACAUGGGAUUUGAGGUGGCAAUGGAUUCUGAAAACUUUCCUAUCAACCAUGUCAGAAACUUCGGCUCUGGGAAUUCUGUGCCACAUACCAUGGGUGGCAGACCAGUGUCUGUGCAGACCAUGACUUCCAACAACACUAGAGGGGUCCCCACAAACUGUGAUCCUGGCCACUCGUCACAUACCUCACUAUUGCCAGGAAUAGCAGCCCCACAGAAGUGCUUUCUACAGAUCAGAGGCAUGACCUGUGCAUCCUGUGUGUCUAACAUAGAAAGGAGUCUUCAGAGGCAUGCUGGUAUUCUCUCUGUGUUGGUUGCCUUGAUGUCGGGAAAGGCAGAGGUCAAGUAUAAUCCAGAGGCCAUCCAGCCAUCCAGAAUAGCUCAGCUCAUCCAGGACCUGGGCUUUGAAGCAACAGUCAUGGAGGACAACACAGUCUCUGAAGGUGACAUCGAACUGAUUAUCCUAGGGAUGACCUGUGCUUCCUGUGUUCACAACAUUGAGUCCAAGCUCACGAAAACAAAUGGCAUCACGUAUGCCUCUGUGGCCCUUGCUACCAGCAAAGCCCAUGUGAAGUUUGAUCCUGAAAUCAUUGGCCCUCGGGAUAUCAUCAAGAUUAUCGAGGAAAUCGGCUUUCAUGCUUCCCUGGCCCAGAGAAAUCCUAGCGCUCAUCACUUGGACCACAAGAUGGAAAUAAAACAAUGGAAAAAAUCUUUCCUGUGUAGCCUGGUGUUUGGCAUCCCUGUCAUGGGCUUGAUGAUCUACAUGUUAAUCCCCAGCAAUAAGCCCCAUGAGCCGAUGGUCCUGGACCACAACAUCAUUCCAGGACUGUCAGUUCUAAAUCUCAUCUUCUUCAUCUUGUGUACCUUUGUGCAAUUCCUUGGUGGGUGGUACUUCUAUGUUCAAGCCUACAAAUCUUUGAGACACAAGUCAGCCAACAUGGACGUGCUCAUCGUACUGGCCACAACCAUUGCCUAUGCCUACUCCCUGGUCAUCCUGGUGGUUGCAGUCGCUGAGAAGGCUGAGAAGAGCCCUGUGACAUUCUUUGAUACACCCCCAAUGCUCUUUGUGUUCAUCGCCCUUGGGCGGUGGCUGGAGCACGUGGCAAAGAGCAAAACUUCAGAAGCCCUUGCAAAACUCAUGUCACUCCAAGCCACAGAAGCCACAGUUGUGACCCUUGGUGAGGACAACUUAAUCCUCAGAGAGGAGCAAGUGCCCAUGGAGCUGGUGCAGCGAGGUGAUAUUAUCAAGGUUGUCCCUGGGGGCAAGUUCCCAGUGGAUGGGAAAGUCUUGGAAGGCAAUACCAUGGCAGAUGAGUCCCUCAUCACAGGAGAGGCCAUGCCUGUCACUAAGAAACCUGGGAGCAUAGUGAUUGCUGGCUCUAUAAAUGCUCAUGGCUCUGUGCUCAUUAAAGCUACCCAUGUGGGCAAUGACACUACUUUGGCUCAGAUUGUGAAAUUGGUGGAAGAGGCCCAGAUGUCAAAGGCGCCCAUUCAGCAGCUGGCUGACCGGUUUAGUGGAUAUUUUGUCCCAUUUAUCAUCAUCAUUUCAACCUUAACAUUGGUGGUAUGGAUUGUCAUCGGUUUUGUCGAUUUUGGUGUUGUUCAGAAAUACUUCCCUAACCCUAGCAAGCAUAUCUCGCAGACAGAGGUGAUCAUCCGUUUUGCCUUCCAGACGUCUAUCACUGUGCUGUGCAUUGCCUGCCCCUGCUCCUUGGGGCUGGCCACACCCACAGCAGUCAUGGUGGGCACUGGGGUGGCUGCCCAGAAUGGUGUCCUAAUCAAAGGAGGCAAGCCUCUGGAGAUGGCACACAAGAUAAAGACUGUUAUGUUUGACAAAACUGGCACCAUUACCCACGGGGUCCCCAGAGUCAUGCGGUUCCUGUUGCUUGUGGACAUGGUUACACUGUCUCUCAGGAAGGUUCUGGCUGUGGUGGGCACUGCAGAGGCCAGCAGCGAGCACCCCUUAGGCGUGGCAGUCACUAAAUACUGCAAAGAGGAACUUGGAACAGAGACCCUUGGAUACUGCACAGACUUCCAGGCUGUGCCAGGCUGUGGAAUUAGCUGUAAAGUUAGCAAUGUGGAAAGCAUCUUGGUUCACAGUGAUACAACUGGUCACCUGAACGGGGUUGGCAACUCUCUCACAGGAAAAGGUGUGCUCUGUGGGAUGAUCGCCAUCGCAGAUGCUGUUAAACCAGAGGCUGCCCUGGCUAUAUACACAUUGAAAAGCAUGGGUGUGGAUGUGGCUCUGAUCACAGGAGACAACCGAAAGACAGCCAGAGCCAUUGCCACUCAGGUCGGCAUCAACAAAGUCUUUGCUGAGGUACUGCCUUCUCACAAGGUAGCCAAGGUCCAGGAACUCCAGAACGAAGGAAAGAAAGUAGCCAUGGUGGGCGAUGGAGUGAACGACUCCCCAGCCUUGGCCCAGGCUGAUGUGGGAAUUGCUAUUGGGACUGGCACAGAUGUUGCCAUUGAAGCAGCAGACGUAGUUCUUAUCAGAAAUGACUUACUGGAUGUGGUGGCCAGCAUUCAUCUCUCCAAGAGGACUGUCAGGAGGAUCCGCGUCAAUCUGGUGCUGGCAUUGAUUUAUAACAUGGUUGGAAUACCUAUUGCCGCAGGUGUCUUCAUGCCCAUUGGCAUCGUGCUGCAGCCAUGGAUGGGCUCAGCGGCCAUGGCAGCUUCCUCUGUGUCUGUGGUGCUCUCCUCUCUUCAGCUCAAGUGCUAUCGAAAGCCUGACCUGGAGAGAUAUGAGGCACAGGCCCAUGGCCGCAUGAAGCCCCUGAGUGCAUCCCAGGUUAGUGUGCACGUUGGUAUGGAUGAUCGUCGGUGGGAUUCUCCUAGGGCCACGUCGUGGGACCAGGUCAGCUUUGUGAGCCAAGUGUCUCUGUCCUCCCUGACAUCAGACAGACUGUCUCGGCAUGGUGGCACAGCAGAUGACAAUGGGGACAAAUGGUCUCUGCUUCUGAGUGACAGGGAUGAAGAGCAGUGCAUCUGAGAGCUCCAGUGGCAGCCUUAGGCAGGCCAAGGUGCUCUUUCUAGGUGAGCCUGCAUCCACUCAAUAUGGUUAAGCCAGCAGAUGCAGCUCCAACAAGAGGAUUGUGGAGAGUGAAACUUAUCACGAGCCCUGAACGUCCUGCUAGCCUUCCUGCAGUACGUGGGAACUUACCUGGUAUGUCUGCAGAGACUGGGUAGGACUGCUCUCUCAGAAGCCUGCUAAGAUGGGUAAGGUGCACUGUUCUCCCUGUUUUCCACGUGAGCAAGCUCAAACCCUGUUUGGAUUAUAGUACUGGAGAGGAAGCCAGCGCUCUUCAUAGAGCUCUGCCUACUAUAUUUUCAUGACUGUGUGAAACGAGGAACCAUCAAAAGCCUAGCCAAGCCAAGCCCCCUGGAGACAUACCAUCCAGUGCUUUUCCACACAGAGAGCUCCAUCCAGAUCUUCCCCAUACCAAGAGCUCCUAGAAAGCUUGGAGUUACGUGGCACACAUGGACGAUGUGAGCCUAUAGGUACCUCAGAUGUGCCUGUUGUUUUCUGCCUUGUGUAGCUGGCAUCCUUGAUGUGCUUGCCCUCUAUCUUCUGAGGACAGAUUUCCUGUAGUGGGCCAUACUCUCUGGUUCUUGCAUUUGCUGCCCAAAGGUGGCUCCCUGAUUUGCACCCCAACCCAAAAGCUUCCUGGUGUCCCUCUUUACAGAGACAGAGAGUUCUGUUUCUGCUUGGAGCCACUUUUGCAGAUUUGCACCUGCUGCUCCCAAACAGCUGGAGGGAAGCCAGAGUACAUUUUCCUGUGGGUUCCUUGCCACCCAGCAUACCCUAUAUGGCCCUGCCUCGACCUGUGGUGCUUAAAGCAGUGCCCCUUGGGGUAUGCAUGUAUAAGGGAACCUUCCUGCCACCUAGUGGGGUCCAGUGGAGUUUGUCACAAAUGCCUAGGGUGUGUGCCAUCAGAAGAUAGUGAAGUUCUCUUGAGAGCUGUCUGCUGCUGAGGGGAUAUCUAAUAGAGGGAUAUCCACAGCUUCCCAGUAAAAAGUGUGUUUGUCAUCAGUGACUAUUGGUGAGCAGGUGGCAUCAGAGGGCAGGAAUGGUUCCAGCUUAACUGAUGGCUGAACUACCUGGAACAGACUGGCAGAAUCAGAUUACUCUCACUUGUGACACACAAAAAAAUAUUUCCUUUAUUGAAUGUCACUUAUUGCCAGGGGCAGUUAGUACUUUUUGUAGAUUAACAACCACCCCCCUCCUUCGCAAAUAACAAAGUAGUAGAGUUUAAAAACUAAGAAACAGAUUCAAAGGGGCUUAGUGUCUUCCCAAGAACUUACAGCCAGUGUGCAGUUAGUUGGGCCUGAAGGCUUUUCUGCUGCCAUCUUAACUAUCAAUUUGCUUGGUCAGAGUAAACUAGACAAAGGUCCUCAUCUCUGGAGGAGCAGAUGUGCCAGGAGGUAUAUUAGUUGUAUCAACUUAGAAUGCAGUGGGGUUACUAACCUUCACUCUGGAUGGUUAGUGUCCGUUUUGCACAUUCGUAGUUUCUGCUGUGUUUAUCUUCUAAAAUCCCAAGUACAGGGAUUUUUUGUGUUCUUUGUUUCCAGCCCCUCCACCCCCUUCUCCAGGAUCCUCUUCCCACUGUGUCCACCCAUUCUGUCUAUAGCUUCAUUUUGGAAUUUUUCUUACUUUGGAAUAAGGUAAUCAUUUUCUAAAGACUCUAAUUGUAUUGAUUUUUUUAAAACCUAAGAACAGAGGCAUCAUGCUCACAUGUAGACAUGAAAGUAUUUAUGUAAUUGUACAAAUAAAUGAAUAAAUAAAUAACUUUUUAGAUGUUCGAA